CUCAGACGCGAUGACAAGCGGUCAAAGUUUUGAGGGCCAAGUGAUUGCGAUUACUGGUGGUGCUUCAGGAAUUGGCCUCGCAACCUCUCAGUUACUGGUUUCCCGUGGGGCCUCAGUUUCCAUCUGCGACAUUGACGACUCAGCGCUCAGUCACGUUGAAUCGCUCUUCAAGGACCAAGCUUCUCGGAUCCAACUUACUCGAGUCGACGUUAGCAAACGGGCAGAGGUGGAUGAAUGGAUCAGCGCUACAGUAUCCAGGUUUGGAAAGCUCACGGGUGCCGUAAAUUGUGCUGGCGUGAUCGGCAAACAUCACGGCCUAAGGGCAAUUACGGAGCUUGAAGACGAUCAAUGGGACCUGAUCAUGGACAUUAAUUUGAAGGGCAUGAUGAACAGUAUGCGUGCGGAGUUGCGAAACAUCGGACCAGGAGGCAGCGUUGUGUGCGUCACAUCGAUACAAUCGACUCUUGGAUUCGCCAAACAUGCAGCAUACAAUGCUAGCAAACAUGGAGUGCUUGGUCUCGUUCGCUGUGCAGCAUUGGAAAUGGGGCCGAAGAACAUUCGGGUGAAUGGAGUUGCUCCCGGGCUCAUCGACACGCCCUUGGUGGCUAAGAGAGACCACUUCAUGGGGUUUAACUCUAUCGAAAAUGUACGAGAAGCGGCGCUUCAACGUGCUGGCAAACCAGAGGAAGUUGCCAAUGUCAUAGUCUUCCUGCUUAGCAACGAGGCUAGCUAUGUCAACGGUGCCAAUUAUGCCGUUGAUGGCGCGCGUGAAACAGCAAUAUAG
Molecule: messenger RNA, 784 nt
Organism: Verruconis gallopava
Lineage: Eukaryota; Fungi; Ascomycota; Dothideomycetes; Venturiales; Sympoventuriaceae
Exons: 3
Coding region: 11-784 (257 amino acids)
Molecular function (GO): oxidoreductase activity
Source: RefSeq, a predicted model, not a curated record